Messenger RNA from Phlebotomus papatasi, 4204 nucleotides. RefSeq lists its product as uncharacterized. Bases 633 to 1646 code for a protein of 337 amino acids. The record is from RefSeq and is a predicted model, not a curated record. Lineage: Eukaryota; Metazoa; Arthropoda; Insecta; Diptera; Psychodidae. The transcript has 5 exons.
AGUUUCAAUCGCGCAGCCAACAGUUUAGUUUAGGCUCUUGUUGAUGAAGGUCGUGCUGCUGUCGUUUGCAUAAACCGUCAAGUGCUCCCGCGAAGAAUCACGCAAUCAAUAGAGCUCUAAUCUCCAGAUAUUGGGGUACGGUUGAAUAUCAAAUAAAAAUCCGGGCUGAGUGUUGCUAAACCACCCAAAAUCGUAAUCUUUCCGGUUUUUGAAAAAAAAAAUUGCGCAAAUGUUUGAUUUUUCAACUGGUCGCAAAAUCGGGCCAGUGUGACAAACGCAUAAAGUGGCUAAAAGUUUUGAAGGAAAUUUUUGUUAAAGAACAGAAAAAUUUUUCACAUCAAAUUUCUCGUGAAGUUCUCAUUUGGUUUUUAUUUUGAUUCUGAGUUUUUGGUGAAGAAGUCAGUUUUAAUUUUUUUCUUUCAAAAGUUCAUAAAAGAAAAGUUAUCAAGAUUUUCACUUGUUUGAAAAGUUCAGUUUUAUGUUUAUCAGCAUAGUUUUAUGAUUUACACUGGUGUGUUUAUUUGAGAUAAUUUUAGUUUAUUUGGUUUUACCCCUGAGUUUGGGUUGUUUUUGAGAAAGAAGGAUAAAACGUAGAGAGAUAUAAAUUUUAUUUGAAAGAAGUAUUGAAGCAAAUGAAGAAAAUGGUGUUUAGUGGUGAUAAAAUGCAUAAAAUUGGUGUUUUUUGGAUGACAACAGCGGCAAUUUGCAUGCUUGGAUCCCUCACGGCAGCCAGAAGUAGUUCUGGUCUCCAUUCAGAACAAUCAGCACCGCCGUCUCGAGUGCAGCAAUGCCGCGAAGGAUGCUUGGAAAAGUUUGCCACGGAGGAUUUCGCCUGUCUGCAAGGACCUGAGUGCUCAAUGAGCGGGUUUCCAACUUAUAACUUUAACACUUUGCCCGAUGCGCUACACCUUUUGUGUUGGGACCAAUGCGCAACGGCUCCAUCGAAGAUCAACACAUCAAUCCAGGAAGCCUGGCCACUGAGGAUCAUCACGAUGAUCCGACAGGGAUCCCUGGUGUCAGCUGAUGUGGCCUGGCCCACGAUGAGCUCACCUAGUCAGUGUCUCGUCACAUGGGAGGUCUCCGGAGGCGGUUUAAUGGGUAACCUAUUGACCGACUCGUCUAGUGUACAACUCUCGCUCUGGCCCGAGACCAAGUAUCGAGUUCAAGUCACGUGCAAGAACAAGAAAACCGAAGCAAUGACACGAUCCCUUCCACUAACCCUGGACACAAGUCAAGCCCUUGUUAUGGUUAGGGUUCAGUCAUCCUCCACUGGAGCACCACCGUCAUCAACAACUCGCGUAGAAUCAUCAUCACGCAACAGUGCAGACACAACAAGUCACAGAAGUAGUUCGGAAGAAGAAGAAGAUGUGGAUGACAGCGAUGAGGAAGACUACAAUGACAUCUUCAGUGAUAGGCACGGAGGUCAUCGAGCAGCUGCCACCUUUGGCAUGUGGAGCCUGUAUGACAGCAGAAAAGAAGUGACGUUGGGCGUGUCAGCAGCCAUUGUUGUCUUCCUCAUCAUCGUUGUAGUGUUCCUGGUCAAUAUCCGACGGACGCGAAGGGACGACAAAGAGUCACUGAUUGACAAUGAGGUUGGUGUAGAUUUCUUACCCCCACCCGCAACAACACAAACUGUCCACGUCUAACACGCUCCACCGUCCAAGCCAUUAUCCAAAAAUCUGGAUAAAAAUGGCGGAGCACUGACGUGCUGUAUGAUCAAACAGACCAAAAGUUCCGAAUUUGUGUAUAAAAUGAAUAAUUCUCUCAUUUUUCCCCCUAAAAAUAAACAAAAGCAUCAAACUCGCGUAUUUCAGCAGAUAUUUUGCAUUAAUACUAAGAAACAAUUGACUGAGUGACUCUUAAGGAUAGGAUAAAAGAAUUUAUCUCUCUCAAUUCAUCGUCCAUUGACGGAAAUAUCGAUUUUUUUGUCUUUCAUCAAAACUUCAUCAAAAAUUCAAAAAAAAAAUACCAGACAGGUUCCAAAAUCAUUUUGUCGAAUGAGAGUUGUUUAGAUAACAAAAAAAUAAAUAAAUAAUUUGCUGAAAGUGACUUUGUGAACAAAGGAUAAAGCCAGAAAUGGAAAAAAUGACAUUUAGGAGAAAAAAAUGAAAUCUUUUUUAUAUGUAUUUUGUGCGUGAAAGUGUGAUUGGGUCAAAAGUAGGGUUAAGUUUAAAAUAUCAGUAAAAAAAAAACUAUACAAGAAAAAUUAUGCAAGAGACACAGUAGUGAUUUGUGUAAUAUAACUUUGAAUAAUAGUGGGGUAAUUUUUACAGUAAGGCUACCAUAAGUGACAGAUGUCAUAACUGAAAUAUCUUUAAAACAUAGGACAUGUUCAACCUCAUGAAAAUAAAUAUAUAAAAUAAAACGAGAAAAAUACACACAAAAUGAGUGAGAUUAAGCGGUAAAAGACAGGAAAAUGCGCCAAAUGUCACUUUUAUCCAAACGCUAAUUAUAGUGUCUCUGCUAAUUCCUGGAUAGAAGAUUGUUCUUUUAUCCAACGAUAUCUAAGGAGUCUUUUAGAUAGAAUUGGUGACAUUUUGCGUAGUUCUUUGCACUUUCGCGAAAAAAAUUCUAUACAUAGAGAAUUAAGUUUUGUAUAAAGAAAAUAAAUUAAAAUGAAAUAUCAGCGGAUAAAAUAUGGGUUUGAAAAAUGCGUGAUGCGAUUUUUUAGAGAAAAAAAAGACGAUACAUCUUGUGAGUUAAAUUCCUUAAUAUAAUUUCUCUAUCAAUGUAUUUCUUGAGGAUUUUUGUCGCGUAUUCCGGAACGACCUUUGUGCUCAAGAAUGGGCAAAAAAAGGUCAUGCAGGAAGACAAGAGAGCUUCUUGGUGAAAAAUCACAUUUUUCUCCUGGUGACUGAAGAAUUCUCUCUGGAGAAUCCGUCGUUGAUUGACGUGCAAACAGAAAUAUAAUUAAUUGUCUAAAUAUAUAAAAUCCAUUAAACAAACAUCGUCAGAGAAUUCACUGGGUGCCUGUCGUCGUUGCCAGGAAAUUUUAACUUAUGAGGGACGAAGACACGGGCAUAAUGGUAAGGAAAAAAAAGUUAUGGAAGAAACUUAAGACAACAGCAAUGUGACAGAGAGAAUAUGAGAUUUCUUCGCCGGCAGCUAACCGGCAGCACCAUCAUCAAAAGCACUUUAAAGACGACGAGCAAUCGUCAACGGGAAGUGCGAGACAAGAAGUCUUAAAGACUAUGGCCAACAACAGAAAAAAAGUACGUUACGUGAGAGAAAAUUAAUGAUUAUCCACAAUAAAAACAAUAAAUUCAGAGAAAUUUCAUCCCAGAGAAACAGAGACAAAUGAAUUCAGCAGUCAGACUUUUGUGAUUUUUCAUCAAUUUGCCUUCCAACGCGUCUCCUGGUGACAUAUUCUCGUCUUUUUUAGGCUUGGGACAAAUGGAAGAAUUUUGUUCUCACUCAUCCCCCUUAGAAACUAUCAUUUAAUCCUCCUACGCUGAUUUUACAUAUCACAUCCACUAAAGCUCUCAACUCACAUUGAAGUGAAAGCUUAACUCAAAAUCAGAAAGUCAAGAAGAUUCCUCAGGAAAAGACAAAUCGAAACUUUUGACUAGUUGAGCCCAGAAUAUUAUCAAUCCUUUCCUUUAAGUAAGUUAUUCUAACUCUUACAAGUUUCGGGCUUCAGGCCUAAGACUUAUGACCUAGACACACUUACGACUUAAGCCGAGAGACGACUUAGUGGAAAAUUAUGGAAAUGUGGUUUAAUCAUUAUUUCGAAUAUAAUUACGCUAAUCCUCAGGUCUGUCAAGGCCCUUAGCCAUCUGGCUUAAAUCCUCUAAUUCCUAAUCAGGCACGAUUUUUUAGAAAAUUGUUGUUUAGGAUUAAAUUAUAAGGGCAAAUGAUUCAUUAGAUUUUGAAAAAUCAAUAAAAUUGCUCGUUAUUAAGAUUUUUGAGACCUUCAGGGAUUGGGCUAAACCUCCUGUCUGAAGCCGGCAUUACUAUUUUGGAUUAUAUUAAUGUACUAAAUUUAGUACACUAUUAAUUUCAGCAUUAAAACAUUUUUCAAAUAUCAGAAAUUGAUUCAAUGCGAUGAAAAUAAAAAAAAAAUCCAGAUGAUUUUAUUGUACUAAAUUUUAGUACUAUUUGGAGGUCAGAUACAGAUAAGUAAAAAUUUCACUCUGAAAUUCUGAAUUUUGGUCACGUAAUAUUUCCCAAAUACUGGGUCGAAAAAUUAAUUAAGACAAGAAAA